This is a messenger RNA of Trematomus bernacchii (emerald rockcod), 2386 nucleotides long. RefSeq names its product kynurenine 3-monooxygenase. Gene Ontology annotation, molecular function: NAD(P)H oxidase H2O2-forming activity; FAD binding; kynurenine 3-monooxygenase activity. Lineage: Eukaryota; Metazoa; Chordata; Actinopteri; Perciformes; Nototheniidae. The coding region runs from base 610 to 2022 and encodes 470 amino acids. The record is from RefSeq and is a predicted model, not a curated record. Gene Ontology annotation, biological process: NAD+ metabolic process; L-tryptophan catabolic process; quinolinate biosynthetic process. Gene Ontology annotation, cellular component: mitochondrial outer membrane. The transcript has 16 exons.
UUUGAACCUUUUCAGAGACUCCAUUAGUCUCGUUAUUUUAAGUUUCUUUCCUGGGAGCGAGAAGAUCACGAUUUAUCAACAAGCACCCUGACACCGGGCAGGUUUGAAGAUCUUGCCACUUUUUAGUUUUGCCUUUCUUAUUUUUGGUGGUAAUCCUGAGUGGGGGUACGCUUCAGUAUAUGGCUGUAGGCUAUAUCUAUGAUCUUCGGUGAUGCACUAGGUUCAGCGUUAAAGUCGCCUCGCUAAUAUAAUGAGAAGAAACAUGUGUCAUGAGGAGUGGUUAUGUAGCCACUGAAGUUAAACUUUCAACCACUAGAUGGCGACAGAUUGCUUUCCUUGUUUAAAGACAUUCCCUACCUGAAAUAACUGCUUUCAUCUUCGUGUCUUCUUUGUUUUUCCUUAUUUAACUAUUUGUACAAUGGACUACACACAAAUAGGUUAUCAUUGUAAUAAUAAUAAAGCUUUAUUUGUAUAGCACUUUUCAUACAGCAGGUGCAGCUCGAAGUGCUUUAACACAAUUGCACACACCACAAAUUAAAACAGAACAAGAAAUUCCCCUCAGAUCAGACGACAGUGAGCGGGUCAGAGCGCCAGAGAACAUCAAGCACAAUGGAGGAACCAACCGGCAGAUUAACCCCGAAGAAAGUUGCAGUAGUUGGCGGAGGGUUGGUUGGGGCGCUGAACGCCUGCUACUUCGCCAAAAGAGGCUUUGAUGUGGAAGUCUUCGAAACUCGGGAAGAUAUCCGACAAGCCAAAGUGGUGAAGGGAAGAAGCAUCAACCUGGCUCUGUCUCACAGGGGCCGCCAGGCACUGAAGCAUGUUGGGAUGGAGGACAAGAUUGUCUCCCAGGGGAUCCCCAUGCAUGCGAGAAUGAUCCAUUCCCCAAGUGGGAAACAGUCCCCGAUCCCUUAUGGAAAGAAAGGCCAGUUCAUCCUGUCAGUUGACCGAGCCAACCUGAACAAAGAGCUGCUAACCGAGGCAGAGACAUAUCCAAACAUGAAGAUGAACUUUGAUCACAAACUCAAGGAUUGGAGUCCUGAAACAGGGCUAAUGACCUUCACCAGGUUGGAUGGGUCUCAUGAUCAGAUCCAGGCUGACCUGAUUGUAGGCUGUGAUGGAGCGUUCUCCGCCAUCCGCAAGCAGUUCCUCCGCCGCAGCCGCUUCAACUACAGCCAGACCUACAUCCCCCACGGAUACAUGGAGCUCACCAUGCCGCCUGUCAACGGAGAGUUCGCAAUGAAGCCUGGUUAUCUGCACAUCUGGCCAAGAAAUACAUUCAUGAUGAUCGCCCUGCCCAACUCGGACAAGACAUUCACCUGCACCCUGUUCAUGCCCUUUGACGAGUUUGAGAAGAUCACCACAGGAGAUGAAGUCAUGGAGUUUUUCCAGGAAUACUUCGCAGACACCAUACCACUGAUAGGAGUUGAUGCUCUCAAGAGGGAUUAUUUCCGACUGCCUGGGCAGGCCAUGGUGUCUAUUAAGUGCUCCCCGUACCACAUUGGGGAUAAAUGUGUCCUCAUGGGCGAUGCCGCACACGCAGUGGUGCCUUUCUACGGGCAGGGGAUGAACGCUGGCUUUGAGGACUGCAUUGUGUUCGACGAAAUAAUGGAGCAGCUCAAUGAGGAUUUCAGUGCUGUCCUGCCUGAGUAUACCAGAGUGCGAGUUCCAGACGAUCACGCCAUCGCAGACUUGGCCAUGUACAACUACAUUGAAAUGAGAGCCCAUGUCAACUCAAAGUGGUUCCUUUUCAGAAAACAUCUCGAUAACUUCCUCCACUUCUUCCUGCCAAAUACAAUAGUUCCACUUUACACAAUGGUCACUUUCACCAGGACAAGGUACCAUAAGGCUGUGGACCGCUGGCAAUGGCAGGACAAAGUGAUAAACCGCGGCCUGCUGUUCGGUGCGACAGGAGCUGUUUUGGGAGGCUCCUACCUUCUCUUUAAAAAUCCUCCUGAUAUCAACAAGCUCAUCAUCCCCACUGAGAAGAUGUGGGCCAGGCUCAUGUCCCUCUGGACCUCCUGAGACCCGGCUCCGAUCUGACAGACAAGUGCAAGGACUGCAGCAUCAAACAAGAGAAAUGAGAGAAUCCAUAUUGUGAAAAGAGUUUGAUUGAAUAAUCUUAUAACCACAAUGAAGGCUCUGCCAGCCUAUACAUGUUGGUGAAUAGUGACUGUCCUAACCUACUGUAACUAAUACAAGUUAUAAAGAUUGAUAAUUAUAUCAAAUGUAUUCUCUGUUUAACUGAUUAUGUUACUGAAUAAGCCCAACGUUUUUUAUUAUUUCCAUGCAUCAUCAUUUUCACAAUUUUCAAUUUGAGAACAAAAUAGUUGUAAACUCAUGUGAGAUAUUCCAUACAUUUCUAAUAAAUGCCUCAUUGUUACUGUUA